AUGAGGUCUCUCCUCAUACCCUGCCUCUUCUUGGCCCCAAUCCUCGCAGCACCAGCACCUUACAUUGUCACAAGUUACGUCGAAGUAUCCGUAUACACCUACAUAGAAGCCGAAACCCUUCUCAGCACCACCUAUACCGAAGAAGUCGAAACAAUCACCCACGGAGUUGUUCCAAAUGCGACUCCCGUCACAAAUGCUAUCGAAACACUCACUGAUACAUCCGCCUAUGCACACGUUACCAUUGUCGAAGUAGUUCUUCCACCCGGUAGCGGUUCCCGACCAACUUCCAGCUAUGAUUACUAUGCGACAACCACUGCUGUUCCAACCAGCUACGUGGUUCCAAUCACCUACACCCCAUACCCCAGCUGUACGGGCACCGCUCAGAACUGGACAUAUGUAACCAACGUCCCGAUCUACAUCCCCAGUAUCGUCGCAAACGCCAUUGAACCUUCGGUCUUCACCACUUCCGUAUCAAAAUAUACCUACUACGAUGAUAGAGUGAGCGCCACGACAUUCGUCAACGCCAUUCUCAAUCCCACCGAUGUGGCCGCCGAUACAUUAGCCAGCGUUGCUGCAGACUACGAACCAUAUUCAAUGAGUUAUUGUUACACACCCACAACAACAUGCACCACCAUUCUCUCAACCGCAACCUGUACUCCCACAUGGAGAUACCCCGGCUACGAUUCCACCUUGAGCGGCAGCGGUAGUUCUACAUACUACGAUUCGUACACCUGCGACGUGUAUUGGUGUGGAGACCGCGCGAUUCUGCUAAUUAUCAUCUGUGUUCCCGUCGGCUGGGUCGUGCUUUGGUUGCUCAUUGGACUUUUCGAAUCCUGGCUUUCGUUCAAGGGGAUCAUGUUGGGGUUGAAUCGCAAACGAGGAGUUCCGUAUGCGUGGUGUUGUAUCUUGAUGCUUUUCCUGUGUUGUACGGGACCCACGUAUAGAGCGAAGAGUGCGGAGGAGCAGGCACGGUUGAAGGCGCAGUGGAAGGAGAUGAGUGCGGGUAAGAAGUUGGCGUUGUGGUUUAAGUGGGGUUUCAGGUGGAAGUAUCCGGAUAUGUUGGGGGAGGAACCGGAGAAAAAUAAGAGAGCUUUUAGAGAGGGAUGUUUGUAG
This is a messenger RNA of Botrytis sinoallii, 1113 nucleotides long. RefSeq lists its product as uncharacterized. The transcript has a single exon. Lineage: Eukaryota; Fungi; Ascomycota; Leotiomycetes; Helotiales; Sclerotiniaceae. The record is from RefSeq and is a predicted model, not a curated record. The coding region runs from base 1 to 1113 and encodes 370 amino acids.